AUGUCAGAGGAAUGGCCAAAAAAAUAGAUUGAUAAAUACAUCAUUGUGAAUAAAAAGUUAGGAAGCGGUGCUUUUGGUACUGUGUAUAGAGGAUUUAAAAAAAAUGAUGAAACGAAGCAAGUUGCUGUUAAGGCGAUAUCAAUUGCUAGUAUCAAAGACUCAUCUAAGAUGGUGGAACACAUCAAAAGAGAGAUCUCCAUUUUGUAAUAGGCAAAUAAUCCUCAUAUUGUUAAAUUGUUUGAUGUUGCCAGAACACCUCACUAUUUGUAUCUAUUUUUGGAAUAUUGUCAUGAUGGCGAUUUGAAGAAGUACUUAUCAACAAAAUACGGCAGGAGAUUAAGCGAAGUUGAGGCAGUCAUCUUUCUGAAACACCUGGUAGAAGGAUUCCGAACCCUGCAUUAACUAAAAAUAAUUCACAGAGACAUCAAACCAGCUAAUAUCUUGUUGCAUAAAGGGGUAGCUAAAAUUACUGAUUUUGGUUUUGCCAGAGUCAUCGACACUGGAAUGAAUGAUCCUGCCUAUUUUUCGAGAGUAGGAUCUCCCUUGUACAUGGCCCCUUAGAUAUUGGAAGGACAACCGUUUUCCUCUAAAUGCGAUGUAUGGUCAAUGGGAGUGAUGCUAUUCGAAAUGCUCUAUGGAAAGCCUCCCUGGGAUGGAGACAAUCAAUACAAUUUGCUUUAGAAUAUCAAGAAAAAUAUAUUAGUUAUCCCUGAUGCUCCAGUGCGAAGUGAUAAAAUAAAGGAACUAUUAAAGCAUAUGUUAGUAGUUCAAGAGAAGGAGAGAUAUUCUUGGGAAUAAAUUUUCAAUCAUGAAAUAAUCCAGAUCUAGGAAGUUCAAAUAAAAAAUAAUUUGGAGUAAUUGUUGAAGGAGAAGGACGAAUUGUCACGUUCUGAGAGUCUCAAUAAAUUAUACUUAGAAAUGAAUCUAGUUAUCGGCUAUUUAGACUAGCCUGAGUAGAUUCCUUAAGAAGCAUAAUCUCCUCAACUAACCCAAGGUAAUGACGAGAAACAGUCCCUCGAUGAUGUCGACCAUGAAAAAGUAUCUCAUUUAUUUAUUCCUUUAAAGGGGUUGAAAAUUAUUAAUUAAUAUGAGACUGAAUAAAAGCGUAGAAAGGCCAUGUUGAAAUACAACACAUACUUUUUGUUUGAAAGAAACAUUGCUUUCUUCUUCAACUAUGUGAUCCAAAAAAUAAUCAAGAUGUCACAUUAAGGAGUGCUUAAGUUGACUCAAGAAUUAUAUUAUUCAACCAUCUUUUGUAUUUCCAAAAAUCAGAAUGUACACCUCAAAAGAAUGCAUGACCAAUUAAUGUCCACCAAUCCCGAUAAAUUUGACAGAGAAACUUGGGGUAGGUACUUAAUAAGUUAAGAAUAUAAGAAAAUAUUAACUGUCACCAAGAAUGACAUUAAACAUACUGAGGAUUUCUAUCUGGAAAUUUACAAAAAGGAAUAACAAAUUAAUGACAAAGAACUGACUUAACCUGAUAACAAAAGGGCUGUCAAAAUAAAAUAAGUCUUGGAUGUAAAUUUCAAUUCAAAUACUUUCUUCUAAUAACUGUAUCAACAAGUUGUACAAGAAUGCUUAGAAAUUAUUAAAACUUAUAUUAAAUAAACUAAGGAUUCUGACCCUUCAUAUAAAGAUUUACUUUUAUUGGGGUGGUUUUUUGUAAUAUGCUUGAAUCCAUACUUAGAAUUUAAAGAUAUAAAUAUGGACUUUAAUUAAUUUUACGAAGAAAUGCAAAUAUUAACAGAAACAUAAUUAUUAGAAAAGAUCGGUAAGCGUUUAGAUUUAUGA
This is a messenger RNA of Paramecium tetraurelia, 1791 nucleotides long. RefSeq lists its product as uncharacterized. NCBI's taxonomy places the organism in Eukaryota, Ciliophora, Oligohymenophorea, Peniculida, Parameciidae. Gene Ontology annotation, cellular component: cytoplasm; autophagosome. The transcript has 5 exons. Gene Ontology annotation, molecular function: protein serine/threonine kinase activity; ATP binding. The record is from RefSeq and is a predicted model, not a curated record. Gene Ontology annotation, biological process: protein autophosphorylation; autophagosome organization; autophagy.